This is a messenger RNA of Jatropha curcas, 1393 nucleotides long. RefSeq names its product DUF1230 family protein (DUF1230) (gene CGLD27). The record is from RefSeq and is a predicted model, not a curated record. Lineage: Eukaryota; Viridiplantae; Streptophyta; Magnoliopsida; Malpighiales; Euphorbiaceae.
GCAGAAAAGAGGGGCACGUGGACAGAUGGGAAGAACAAAUCUCGCAUUCUAACAGGACCACAACGGAAAUCUGAAGUUUAGAAGAGAGUUUUCUGAUCUUAAAUUAAGAGGUUCCUGUCUUAAAGAAUCUUCUCCUUCAAAGAAAUAAAUAAAACGAUGUCUCCAUUGUUUUCCUCCAUGUAAAUAAUGCAUGGUCAAAAACGGAAUAAGCGGCCAUAAGUUUAAGUAGAGAACGAGUAGAUCAUAAUUCUCUCUCCACCAAAAACCGGAGGGAAAGUUUUUCAGAAUUUGUUUGCUGCAAUAACAUGGUUAAACUUUGACCAGCCAGCGCCAGAAACACAAAUGCUAAGGCUAAAUGUUUACUGCUCUUUAAUCCCUAGUCAAAGGCAAAUCAAAAUUGGAAGCAGCUAUAGUUCAUGGAUCAUUAGGUACCAUCUUACCAAGAAAUCAUUUUCCACAGUUUCAGUGAAGGCCUUAAAGGAUGAGACAGAUGGAGGCACAAGUAGCUCUCCGGGCCGAAGCUGGAAUCCUGGCUUGGAAAUUGAAGUCCCUUUUGAACAAAGACCGGUGAACGAAUAUGAAUCUCUUAAAGAUGGAGCAUUGUAUUCUUGGGGUGAACUGGGUCCUGGACCUCUUUUUGCUCGUCUUGGAGGUCUUUGGUUAGUAACCUUCACAGUUCUUGGAGUUCCAAUUGCAGCUGCAAGUUUCAAUCCUGCAAAGGAGCCAUUAAGAUUUGCGCUAGCUGCUGGAACAGGAACUCUACUCAUUGUGUCAUUAAUUGUCCUAAGAAUUUAUCUGGGAUGGAGUUAUGUUGGAGACAGACUUCUAUCAGCAGUGAUCCCAUAUGAAGAGAGUGGAUGGUAUGAUGGACAAAUGUGGGUAAAGCCACCAGAGGUCCUGGCUCGUGACAGACUAUUGGGCUCUUACAAGGUCAAACCAGUUAUCAAAAUGUUGAAACAAACACUAGUUGGAACAGGUGCUUUACUAGUUACAGCAGUAUUACUGUUUAUCUUCGCCACACCAGUGGAGGAUUUCUUUCAAAACAACUUUGCCACAAAAAAGAGUCCGUUAAAUGAUCCAGCUUCAAGCAUCAACAUGAAGUAUAAUGUUGGAAGAGCUGCUCAGUUUACCAGUGGAGGUUGUGGCUGAUGAUGAUUUAGCAGCAGCUGCUGCCAAGGCUGCUGAUGGAAGACCGGUCUACUGCAGAGAUAGAUAUUAUCGUGCAUUAGCAGGCGGGCAAUACUGUAAAUGGGAAGAUCUACUUAAAUAAUGGGAAAAAAAAGGCGUGGUUCUAUCCUCUGUUGCAUAUAUUUGUAAUUUGUGUCAAAUGGCAUAUGAUUUAUGUUUAAACUUUUAGCCUUUAUUUUUAAGGAACCAACUAGAUUUUCCAAAA